AGCUAGGUGUAUGGUUUUCCUUGGGCUGUGCAUACAUUGCUUUGGAAGGCUACGAAGGUGCUGCCAAAGCAUUUCAGCGCUGUGUGACAUUGGAACCAGAUAAUGCUGAGGCCUGGAACAAUUUAUCAACUGCUUAUAUCAGAUUAAAACAGAAAAUCAAAGCAUUUCGAACACUCCAAGAAGCUCUCAAGUGCAACUAUGAGCACUGGCAAAUAUGGGAGAACUAUCUUCUCACCAGUACAGAUAUUGGAGAAUUUUCAGAAGCAAUUAAAGCUUAUCACCGGCUCAUGGACUUAAAAGAAAAGUACAAGGAUACACAGGUGCUGACUAUUCUGGUCAGGGCAGUAGUGGAUGGUAUGGCAGAUCGCACUGGAGAGGUAGCGAGUGGAUUGAAGGGGAAAUUGCAAGAGCUCUUGGGCAGAGUGACUUCACGAGUGACAAACGAUGGGGAGAUCUGGAGACUUUAUGCCCGACUUUAUGGAAAUGGACAGAAUGAUAGUGGUGAAGAAAUUGAAAAGUCACUGCAGUAUCUCACUAAGGCAUAUAAAUGUGAAAUUCAAUCAAGUGAUUGGGAAAAAGAUGUCUCUUCUUUUAAGAAAGUGGUGAAAGGAGCCAUAGAGAUUGCACAUGUGGCUAUAAAAUGCAGCAAGAAUAAAUCUAAUCAUCAGGAAGCUUUGCAGAUACUUUCCUCAGCCCGACUCAACUUACGUGGCUUGUCAUCCAAAGCAAAGCAACUUUUUGUCGAUGUAACAAGUAAUGAGGUUCACAGUGAGAUAGCUGAUGAGGUGACAACCAUGGACAACAUGAUUACUGAACUUCAGGAGCUGAGCAACCAGCUGAGAGACCAGUGCUGACCUACAGACCAGGUUUCGCAACAGGAAGACAAGAAUGACAUCUUUCUUUUGCCACAGCUUUUGCUGAUGAAACUGUAACAAUUCUAACACAAAACCAGUCUCAAUAAACAUUUUUCUGUACA
Tauraco erythrolophus (red-crested turaco) is the source of this 976-nucleotide messenger RNA. Lineage: Eukaryota; Metazoa; Chordata; Aves; Musophagiformes; Musophagidae. The record is from RefSeq and is a predicted model, not a curated record.